Messenger RNA from Recurvomyces mirabilis, 2076 nucleotides. RefSeq names its product Golgi apyrase (gene YND1). The record is from RefSeq and is a predicted model, not a curated record. NCBI's taxonomy places the organism in Eukaryota, Fungi, Ascomycota, Dothideomycetes, Mycosphaerellales, Teratosphaeriaceae. The transcript is spliced from 2 exons. Gene Ontology annotation, biological process: UDP catabolic process. Bases 1 to 2076 code for a protein of 691 amino acids. Gene Ontology annotation, molecular function: GDP phosphatase activity; UDP phosphatase activity. Gene Ontology annotation, cellular component: Golgi apparatus.
AUGGGCAAGCACCGUUAUGGAGUAAUCUUGGACGCUGGCUCGUCUGGAAGUCGAGUCUACAUAUACCGAUGGCUCAACGCGCAGGCCGCACGGGCGAAGGACGGCGUAGAGGACGUUGCACAGCUGCCAGAGAUCAAGACGAAGAAGAAAUGGAGGAAGAAGGUGCAUCCAGGCAUAUCUACGUUUGGCCCGAAGCCUGAGAGAGUCGGACCAGACCAUCUGAAAGAGCUAGUCGCCUUUGCGCUUGAGCAGGUGCCUGCGGACGAGGUUCCCAACACGCCCAUCUUCUUGCUCGCGACGGCGGGCAUGCGGUUACUGCCCGAUGAUCAGAGCGCGGCAGUACUGGAGAACACUUGCGCGUACUUUCAGAAGGAGACGAACUUCCAACUGCCGGAUUGUGGUCUACACGUACAGGUGAUACCAGGCGAGACAGAAGGACUAUACGGCUGGAUAGCAGCCAACUACUUGUUGGGCGGUUUCGACGCUCCAGAGAAACAUGAUCAUGGCAAGGGACAUCACACUUACGGCUUUCUGGACAUGGGAGGUGCUUCUGCUCAGAUUGCUUUUGCACCUAAUUCUACCGAAGCGGGGAAGCAUGCGAAUGAUCUAAAGCUAUUGAGAUUGCGGAAGAUCAACGGCGAUGCAUUAGAGUACAAGGUCUUCGUCACGACAUGGCUAGGCUUCGGCGCAAAUGAGGCAAGACGGCGAUAUGUGCAAGGACUGCUGGACUCAUAUCCCCAUGCGCAAGAGCUACCAGAUCCGUGCUUGCCUACAGGCUUGACGGUCAACCAGACUGGCAGUACUUUUGCAGAAUGUCUGAAACGAACAUUCCCCCUGCUGGAGAAGGAGAGACAUUGCGAUGAUGCACCUUGCUUACUAAAUGGACAACAUACACCUGCUAUCGAUUUUGAUGUGAAUCACUUCGUUGGCGUGUCCGAGUAUUGGCACACCACACAUGAGAUGUUCGCAAUGGCACACAAAGAUAAGGCGUACGACUUCCAUACGUACCAGAAACAGGUCACCGAGUUCUGCUCUCGUGACUGGAGAGAUAUCGUCAGCGACGUGGGUGCUCAGAAAUGGGGCAGCAAGGUUGAUGAGAAGACUGUGGAGGAGGUAUGCUUCAAAGCCAGUUGGCUUAUCAACAUGCUACAUGAUGGUAUUGGUGUGCCACGGAUUGGCCUUGAGCCGGUCAAUGAGCCUGGCCACGGUCACGCAAACAAGACAAAAGCUGUACUCGAUAGCGCCAAAGAAAGAGGUUUCCUGGAUCCUUUCCAAGCAGUUGACAAGAUUGACGGCACUGAAGUGAGCUGGACGCUCGGCAAGAUGGUGCUGUAUGCUUCUUCCCGGAUGCCGGCUGCUGACGAUGCGCUAGCUGUCGGCUUUGGCAGCAAUACUGCUGGAAAGAAUCUACCAGCCGACUUCCAGUAUGCUGGCGGCAAGUAUGAAGCUCUACCUACGGAUCUGGAUGAUGGUGCUGGAGAGGAUGAUUGGCACGACCGCAUCUUCAAUGGUAGCUACUCGCGUCGUGGCCCGGGCAUUGCCAUUUUCAUGAUCAUUGUUGUCUUCGCUGUCUAUCUCCUAUGCGGCCGCGAAAGGAGACUGAGCUUAUACCACAAGGCCUUGUCCCUCAUCGGACGAAGAUCUGGAACACGAAGACGAAAGCCGCCUGGCUUCCUGAACAGUAAGCUCUUUGGAGGCACGUCACCCACAUACGAGCGCGUACUUGAGUCUGGGAACCCAGACGACUUCGAGCUCAGCGACAUCGACGAUGAGCCGGCCUCAGGCUCUAGCAAUGGUUUGGAAGCGCCUCGAACAGGCCGUUCAUCAGGCUGGGCCACACCUGCUGCCUCUCGAUCAUUUUCGCCCGACGUGUCUCGGCAGUCGCCAAAGAACAAGGGCUAUUUUGACUCAUCUGGAAGCCAUGGCCUGGGCAUCACGCCUUUUGAUCGUGGUGGGUUGGUUGUGCGAACGGAGAGCAAAGAGAGGUUGGCACCUCGUGAUGCCGGCAGAAGUCGAACUUCUAGUCCGACGAGGAAGAGUCCGCUUAUGGCACCUUUCAAGGAGAGCGUGGAUUGA